AUGGUUUUGAUCAAGAGCCUCGUGCUGGCCGUGCUGGCCAGCUCGGUGGCUGCCAAAUCGGCCGUUAUCGACCUGAUCCCCUCCAACUUUGACAAGCUCGUCUUCUCCGGAAAGCCCACGCUUGUCGAGUUCUUUGCUCCCUGGUGUGGCCACUGCAAGAACCUUGCCCCCGUGUACGAGGAGCUGGCCCAGGUCUACGAGUUUGCCAAGGACAAGGUCCAGAUCGCAAAGGUCGAUGCCGACUCCGAGCGGGAUCUCGGGAAGCGAUUUGGCAUCCAGGGAUUCCCCACGUUGAAGUUCUUCGACGGCAAGAGCAAGGAGCCGCAGGAGUAUAAGUCGGGCCGUGAUCUGGACAGCCUGACCGCAUUCAUCACUGAGAAGACCGGUAUUAAGCCCAAGAAGAAGGGUGAGCUGCCCAGCAGCGUUGUUAUGCUCAACAAUAAGAGCUUUCAUGAGACGGUUGGAAGCGACAAGAAUGUGCUGGUUGCUUUCACUGCUCCCUGGUGUGGCCACUGCAAGAACCUGGCCCCUAUCUGGGAGAAGGUUGCCCACGACUUUGCUGGUGAUGAAAACGUUGUGAUUGCCAAGGUCGAUGCCGAGGGCGCUGACAGCAAGGCUGUUGCGGAGGAACAUGGCAUCACCGGCUACCCCACCAUCUACUGGUUCCCCGCUGGCAGCAAGAAGCCUACUGAUUAUGAGGGCGGCCGAUCUGAGAGCGACAUCCUCAAGUUCGUCAACGAGAAGGCCGGCACAUUCCGCACCGAGGGAGGCGAGCUGAGCGACAUUGCUGGCACUGUUGCUCCCUUGGACACCAUCGUGACCAAGUUCCUCGGUGGUCUUUCCUUGGCCGAGGCCGUUAACGAGAUCAAGGAGGCUGUUGCCCAGCUCAAGGGCACGGCGGAGGCCAAAUUCUCCGGCUACUACGCCCGCGUGUUCGACAAGCUGAACAAGGAUGCCAAGUUUGUCAACAAGGAGCUCACCAGACUCAAGGGCAUCUUGGCCAAGGGUGGCCUUGCCACUGGUAAGCGGGAUGAGAUUCAGGUCAAGGUCAACGUCCUGAACAAGUUUACCCCCAAGGAUGAGAAGGACGAGCUGUAG
Trichoderma aggressivum f. europaeum is the source of this 1098-nucleotide messenger RNA. RefSeq lists its product as uncharacterized. Gene Ontology annotation, biological process: protein folding. The transcript has 2 exons. The coding region runs from base 1 to 1098 and encodes 365 amino acids. Lineage: Eukaryota; Fungi; Ascomycota; Sordariomycetes; Hypocreales; Hypocreaceae. Gene Ontology annotation, molecular function: protein disulfide isomerase activity. The record is from RefSeq and is a predicted model, not a curated record. Gene Ontology annotation, cellular component: endoplasmic reticulum.